UUUGGAGACGACACUUUCAAAAGCCGCAUUCACUCUUGAACCUCUGACGAUGGAGCCUCCGCCGGCUAAGAAGCGGCGUCAUCGCUUCCAGAAGGUCGAGGAGCGCGUGAGCAACUUGCAGCAUGAACUCACACUGCACGCCAAGACGACAUGCGCCGUGGACGAGUCAUCGCAGCUCUCGUUCAAGGAGGAACUAGGUCUGCAGGCGGAGCUCACGACGCUCGACAGUUUCCAGCUCCUGUUCCGCGCGCUGCAGCCGCUAGUGACCACCACUCCGCAGCUGCUGCAUCACCUUAAGAAGGUGGUCAAGCGUCUUCAAAAAGAGCUGAAAGAGGCGCGCGAUGACACUCAAGACCACGUCGUACAGCGCCAGCGCCUCGUGCCUGUGCUCAAGCUCGUCACCGCGCUGGCGAGAGAGCUCGGCAAGGAGUUUUAUCCCCAUUUCGCGGGCACAUUGCCACUUGUCGUAGCUGUUAUUGACACAAAGGAUCCAGAGCUCAGUACGCAAGUAUUUAAAACACUUACGAUGCUGUUUAGUUACCUCAGAGUGCAGCUAUUGGCUGACAUGGAGGCUGUGCACAAGUGCUACUUCCCGUUACUUGGCCAUCCAAGGGAAUUCGUCCGCAAUUUUGCAGCUCAGACGCUGGCUGUGUUACUAAGACGACUGGAGUCGCCCAAGGCUAUGAGGAAGUACUUGCGCGCCUAUUUAACGGCAUUGGUGAAGGGCUCUGGACGUAGUAAUGAAAUCCUGAGGGACGGAUCGGCUAAAUUGUUCUUUGCACUGGUGAAAAACGUGAACCAUGGCUUCCACUCGCGGAUGCGCGAGGUCCUGCUGUUUCUAUUGGGCUCGUUCCGCCCAAAGGAGGAAGAAAAAGAGACGCAGGAGUAUCUGGAGCAACAGGAAGCAGUGUUUGAGAUCGUGUACCAGACCUGCGGACUCAUGAUGAAGCACACGGAUGCAGACCACUCGGGCGAGAUGCUCGAGUGCUUAGUGUUGGUGGUCAACAAGGUGACGAAAAUUCGACAUGAGAAGGAGGAAGCUCCCACGGAAGCGGACGAUUUGUACUUGAGUCGUGUGCUUCGUGUUCUGCGUGGGUUCUUGACUUCGCGAAUCGGAAGGCUGGUUACAGGAGCGAGUGAUGCCUACGAAGUGCGUGUGCCCAGUGUACACAAGGUCUGUGCAACACUGGUGUCGCCUGAAAACAAGGUGCUUGUCUCCCAGAGCACUGCUCUGUGUGAUGCGCUCAUGAAGACGUUUGAACCGGUUUGGCGGCUAUUCCCCGCUGAAGAUGAUGUCAUGUCCGCACAGAUGAAGGCCAUUUUUGCUGCGGCUGCAAGCAAUGAUGAGCAGGAGUACUGGCGUACCAAGAUUCUCGAGUUCGUGAACAAGGAACUGCGUAAUACUCAUAUUGACGUGAGUUUCGUGCUCGAAUUUGUGCUGCCCAACGCUAUGGAGUUCGCGCUGAAGACUCUUAUCAAGACUGAUGUGGCUACGUUUAGCUCGUUGCUAUACCAACUGGGUGACUACGUUGCAGACAAGGCAGGAGAAAUAAAUGAAGACCAGAGCGCGUAUAUAGUUCGCUCGAAGGCGGAUAGUCCGUACUGGCUGCUGUCGCUUGGUGAAAUUGAUGCCAACGCUGAGAAGACGCUGUUCGACACUGGUCGGAAGCUGUUUAAGGAGAGCGAAAAGAACAAAGACACGGAGAGUUUGGCUGUGUGCUGGAAGUUUUGCAAGGUCUUGCAGCUUCUGCGCUUGAAUGAUGCCAAACUGAUUAGUUUUACUACACCCCUCAUCACAAAGUGCGACGAGAGGUUGAAGGACGAAUCCUCUGCGUGUACUACUCAAGUUGCGGCUCUGCGUGCUGAGCUGUGGCAGCUGCAGCAGUUUGCCAAGCACCAGAAGAGCAAAAGCUCGACGAUCACAACGAAGUAUGUGGAGCAGGCAUUGCUGGGAAAAGAAGCUUCGUUCAAGACCUUGUCAACACUGUUGAUGCUGAUCGAUACGGAACCGGAGGAGAAGCAACACGCAGUUCUAACGGUCGAUUCAUUAUCGCGUGUAGCAAAGUCUCUGCUACCUACACUGCGAUCACCCGCGCAUGAGCUACGCUUGGUGGCACUACAGUUACUGGCUCGGUUCAAGCGCUUGAACUUCCUAGAUUCCGACAACGGAUUGCUGACCGGUCUGUGCGAUCUACCGGAUGUUUGUGUGAACCUUGAGCUCUCCUGCAAGAAAAUUUCUGUUGCCACUGAGCGUGAGGUGGUGCGUCUGCUAACGCGUGUGAAGAUCCUGUGCCGCUCGCCGCAGACUCCUGAGCUGUACAAGAAAAUUGCUGUGAACCAGUUGCUCGGUCUGUACCACGUCAAGUUUUCCACGAUCUGGACACACAUCGCCGACGCAGUGGAGACUGCUGUUCGGCUGCACUUUAACGAGUUUUGGCCUUGCAUUAGUGCUGAGCUUUUGAAGGCUUUACUCCGACAUGAAGAUGCUAAUGAAAAGCAGGAUAGCGACUCAAGUACGAGCGAUGUCGUCGCGGAGUUUGAGCGUGUGUGCAUGCUGGAACAGGGGAAAGUGCCUGCCUCACAAGCUACAGACGCAGCUACUCACCAUUCGCUGUUGUGGAAGGGCCUCUUGAAGUUCACUGACCUGGUCGAAGCCAAGACGAAGUUCAUGGUGCCGCUCUUUCUCACGUUCUUACGCGACCAGUACAGCUCGAUUUACACGGAUGAGUUGGACGCCAAACGCCUCGAAGAAAUCGACCAGGCCCUUGCUAAACUUGAAGAAACCAACAGCAAAGACGAAUCUCCUGACUGGCGCAAACCUGUUGAGUUCCAAGGCCUGACAACGAAGGAAGUGCGUGGCAAAUUUGUGGAUCAAUUGAAGCUGUUCGCUGCCUUCCGCAAUAUGAAGGGGGCGUAUGCGCAGCAGCUGCUACAUGCACUCUUCUUCGAUCUGCUAAUGAAGUCGGACGAGGUGAUCUCGAAGUUGGCAUUGCAGUGUCUGUACGCCUUCGGUAGCAAGGCUAUUGUUUCGUAUAAGACGCAGCUGAAUCGACUGACGGACUCUGCUUCAUUCCGCGAAGAACUCGCGAGCUUUAAGAUUGGAGAAGGAGAAGGUGUCGUGCUGCGUGAACACCGUCAGGAGCUGUUGCCUGUGCUGCUGCGACUGCUGUACUCCAAGUGUGUCAGUAAGAAAGGGCGUAACAACGGUGAUACAGUGGCCGCUCGACGUUCUGCUGUUCUAGCGUACUUGGCUGCGUUGGAGGCGCCUGAACUUGCCAGCUUCGUGGAACUGGUGGUGCGCGCAUUUGAUGUCACGAUCGAAGCUCCCGAGACUUCUACUCCAGGUGCACUUGUCACCGCCGAAGCGGUGACGCCUGUAGUAGCCGUUUCCACCGUGCAACCCUCACGUAUCUUGGGUUUCUUGAAUCUCCUGGAGGAUCUGAUCGACCAACUUGGAGUUAAGCUGGCUGCAUUCGUUCCUCGAAUUGCUGAUGUGCUGCUGGCUAUUCUCCAGAUCAGCAUUGUAUCAAGUGAAGAUGACGAUAUGGAUGGCUCAGCCGAAGCCGAGGAAGAGGAUACGACGGUCGCGGUUGGUUCGAAGCGUAAGGCUGAUGAGCCUUCGUCGACCGUGGACACGCUGGUGACUUCUGCGUCGAUGAAGAAGCAGAUUCGCAUGUUGACCUACCGCCGACUUGCGGAGAUGAUUGACAUGUUUGACACCCUCGUGCAUCUUGAACCGUGGGUAGUUGCAGUGCUGGACACCUCUCGCGAAGCGGUCACGCACUUGCCUAGUGCUGUGGUCGGCGCAGGCAAGGCAUCAGCACUUCUGGAGCUACUUGUGGCAAUGGGUCGUGCUGAUCGAGCGCGUCAGUGGAUCCCGGAGCCUCUGGUGCUCAACGUCAUCUCGUGCUUGUCUGCUGGGCUCACGUCGUCCAGCGCAACGUCUUCAGCUACUCGUGGCAUUUCACCUGAAAUCCUGGACUCGAUUCUGCAGUUCAUGGAUUCACUACUCGACGGAGAUGAAGGUUUGUUGUCUGAAGACCAAGACGAGACUAUGACCGCCUCCAAGCAGGAUAAACUGCUGAUACCUCAGAUCCCUUUUGUCUUGGAGCAGUUUGUCCAGCGUUUCCAAGCUAAGGCGGCACGAUACGCGAGCGACCGGUACGCAGGAUCGUCACGGAAGGAACUUACCUUCCUCUGCCGUCUGUCGCAUCACUUGGAAGCCUCCGAGGGAGACAUUGCCGUCGCUGCGCAUGAUUUGUUCCAGUUGUUGCUACCGUUCUUGCUGCGCAACCACCAGACAUCGCCGAAGGACAAGGAGAACUUGUUGGAGGUAUUGGCGCACAUGGUGCCCAAGCUGUCGGAGCCAAAGAAGCAUGUGCUUGCCCUUGCGCGCCUGUUAGCCCCAGGAGCGAACUGCAUCGCUGAUCGUGAUCCUCGUCUCAAACUGGUGGCGGUGUUUACAGCGCUUGGUGCGCACUCAGCGCUUAAGGAGCUGGCUCCGGUGGCGGAGUUGCUGGUUGAGCUCAACGCGUAUGAUGCCAAGCGGAUUGAGGAGACGGACUAUGAACGCCGUCUUAUUGCGCUGAAUCGCUUGAACUCGUCACGUUUUGCUGACUUUACGCACGAGACGCACUUGUUAGCACCCCUUGUGGCGCAGUGUCUGCAAUCUAUGCAUGACACGGAGUUUGCAGUGCGUAGCGGUGCACUUGUUGCACUUUCGACUUUCCUGGAACUAGCCGCAGAGGUCGCAGUGGAGCAAAAUACGCGUGAAGACGCUGUCAAGUGUCCCGUGCUUAAUGCGCUGGAGUCGCUAGUCAUGCCUUGCGUAAGAUCAAGUUUGCGCUCGACGGAUGAGAACACUCGACGUGGCUUUGUGACGUUGUUGGGAUCGCUAGCGGACCAGCACAAGGCGUUCAAGCAGUUUGCAUUCGUCCCAGCUGAUCUGAUACUGGCGCGUAACCAGGAAGACCCUGAAGCCGAUUUCUUCUACAACAUCACGCACAUCCAGGCCCACCGCAGACGACGUGCUCUUCAGCGUCUCAGUGCCCUCAUGGACUCCAUGGCUGCCAAGGCGAAGGACCAAGUUGAAGGCGAAGAAAGUGAGGAACCUCAGUGCUUCUCGAACUCGACGGUGAAUGGUGUGAUCUUACCGCUGGUGCUGCACUUUGUCUACGAGACACACGCGAAGAGCCAGGAAUCUCUACGUGCUGAAGCCGCAGCUUGUGUCGGAAGUGCUGCUGGGCUUCUGGGCUGGUCGCACUACCUCUCGCUUCUCCGCAGACUGCUCAAGUCGAUCGAUGGUCACGUGGAGAUGGAAGGCGCUAUCAUUAUGUCUAUUUGCGCCGUGAUCGACCACUUCCACUUCGCAGCUCCAGGUGCUGCCACUCAAUGGCAAACACUAAAGCAAAUGGCUAGUCAGCCAGUCGAAGCUGACGAUGAGGAUGAAGAAGACGAGGGUUCUUCCAAGGUUCAGGGCAACAUGGAGACGCAGGUGCUUCCGAUGCUCUAUUCAUACUUGUUCAAGGGUGUGGCUUCGAAGAAGAGUUCCAAGUCGCGGGACGAUGAUGGAGAAUCGACCUCAGUAUCUGAGGAAGCCGUAUCGGUUCGUGUGCCUCUGGCGCUUGCAGUCGUCAAGGUAUUGCGUCGACUGCGUGCUGAGACGUUCCAGCGUGAGCUGCCCAAGUUGCUGCUGAAGUUCGCGAACUUACUGAAGAGUAAGGAUGAAGCUGUGCGUGUGUCGGCCCGUACGACGCUCGUUCGCAUCGCUGUGGAACUUGGCUCGAGUUUCCUUCUGCCGAUCGUGGAAGAACUUCGUCACACGUUACGUGAUGGCUACAUGGUCCACGUGUUGUCCUUCACUGUGCAUGCAUUACUGGAAAAGUUACCGGAAAUCAUGCAGGCAGACGGAAAGACUGGCGUACCCAAAAAGCCGCAGUCAUUGCUCACACAGAGCAAGCAGCAAGAGGCUGAGUGUGAGGCUGAGUUUGCAUCGCCGUUGGAUGCUUGUGUGCCUAGUCUGAUGGAGAUCCUAGCCGCAGAGUUGUUCCAGGGCAUGACGACGAUCGGUGAGGCAGCAGAGGCUGCUGCUGGAGGCGUGGAACGUAAAUCUGCCCAAAAGUCCAAGAUGAAAGAGGCACGAGCGAGUGGAGGACGUAGUCUGGACUCUAUUGAGCUGUUGGCAAGAUCACUCCCCUUCCUACCCAACCCAAGCAUCCACGAAGUUGUGAGUGCGCUUGUGAACCGCUUCCAGGCCACCGACGCUGGAGCGCAAGCCACCGCUGCGUUACAGGAGGCACUCAAGCGUGUGGCCAUUGGACUUGCCAAGAACCCGUCUGUGGAGUCGUCCUACAUGUUCCUGUACGCUUACAACGUUCUCAACUCGAGUCUCGAGAGUCUGCGGCCGGCCACUGAACGGGAAAAGGAACAGUACGAAGCUGGCGGUAGCAGCACUGCGCUGGUGACCUCCUGGCUUGUAUCGGAGAAGAGUGCUUCUGCCACAAAGUUACUUGCCAAACGUGUGAGUUCCCUGGACACUGCACGCGUAACGAUGCAGCAGCAAGUGACCGGUUUUGACAAGAUGCGUCAACAGCAGCAAAGCAAGACCAAAAAGCAAAGACGUGAGGAGAUCGCCGCUCUCCUGGCCGAGAGUACGGCACAUCUGCGAGAGCUGCUGAACUUUGCUGUUUUUUUGGUGUUCUCUUUCCUUCGCAAGAACGGCAAUACGAAGGACGAGGAAGAUGGCAAGAAGAACGUCAAUGCUCCGGCUCAACUUGUCGAUCCGCUUGUGCCGCUGUUGAUGCGCUGUGCAGGUGAAUCGAAGAACGACCGUGCAGUGAUCAAUGCGUUGAAGUGCUUAGGCUCGCUGCUUCCCCGUCAAACCGAACUUCCUGCUUUGAGGGUGGCACGUACGCCGCUUCUUGAUCGUCUCUUUAAGAUCCUGCAACAGGCUGGGGCUGCUACGCGCAACGAGAUGGUACAGACGUGCUACCGAACGCUUACUGCGCUACUCAGACAACAACAGGGAUUGGAGCUUGCCAAGGAGAACGGGACUGCAGAGAAGAACUCAAAAAGCGAGAACCUCCGACUUACAGAGCCUCAGCUGCGUGUGCUUCUGAGCUUCUUGCGUGCUGAUCUCGACGAGCAAGACCACCAGAAUGCGACGUUUGCUCUGCUCAAAGCUAUCGUGAACUCGCGCCUCGUGAUCAGCGAAGUGUACGACGUCAUGCUACGUGUUGGUGAGCUGUUGGUGCAGAGCGACGCCCCCGGCGCUCGUCUGAACUGUGCGACCAUCUACCAGACGUUCCUACUCGAGUAUCCGCUUGGCAACAAGCGGCUGUCUCGUCAUCUCAAGUUCCUGGUUGACAAUUUGAGCUACGGCCAUACCACUGGACGCUCUGCUGUGCUGGAGGCGCUGCGUUCGCUGCUGUCGAAGCUCCCUCAGGACCUCGUGAACGCUCGUUCCCAGUUUUUCUUCUUGCCGCUGGUGUUACGACUGGCGAACGAUGAGGCUUCCGAGUGUCGUGACCUCGCUCGUGCUGCGUUGAGCACAUUGGUGCGUCGUCUAGGCAACAAGGAGCUGAACGAGAGUAUUCUACUGGUAGGUACAUGGUGGACACAAGCCUCGAACUCGGAUACCGUGGAUGCAGUCAAGCUGCUAGGAACGGCGGCGCAGGUGACGACUUUAGUGCUGGAGACUCGACCCGAGUUUUUCGAGCGUAGCGCUCCCCAAGUGCUGCUCGCGGCCCGCUCAGCACUUGAGCGUCGUCAGCGUGAGCUUGAGACCGCGGAGGACAGCAACCAGGUGCGAUGGCAGCCGACUUACCACGUUUGCGUGACUCUCACUGCCUUCAGUGAUCAUCUUACCGGUCCUUACGAGCUCUGGCUGGAGGAAUCCAAGCCUACCAAGAACUUCUUGGAUGUCGUGAUGCUGCCGUUGCUUCAGUAUCCUCAUGCAUGGGUGCGUCUCGGUGCAACUCGGUUACUGACGUCGUAUCUGCGUCGUCGACAAGCCAGUACACUCACGUAUAAGGCUCCAGUCAAGCGGUUGUCUGGAGCCCUCGAACGUCUACACAACGGAGCCGUGUACCUGCAGCGUCCUGGACGUCUGUUUUCUUGGGCGAGUGCAUUCUGCAAGUUGCUCGAAGCUCCGGCAUUGAACAGUGAGCUGGCGGACGAAGUGCUCACUGCGUUGCCGUUUCUGUGCGAGGCGCUGGAGGCCACAGACGUUCCACAGGACGUGACUGCUGAGGCUCUGGUGGAUGAAGCGGAUGGAAACGAGGUAGCAGACGAAGAGGCUGAUGAGAAGGAAGUCGAGGAACUGCAGCGUCGUGAGGAGGAAGAGAAGAACGAUGAACGUGCCAAGUCGCGGACGCCCAUGGGCUGGCUGCUCACUCGUCUGUCGUAUGUGGCUCGUGGCUCGAGCUGCAGCAAUGAGGUCCAGUCUGUGAUAUUCAAGCUGUUCGCUGCUCUGUUGCACAACCACGACGCCGCCUUCGCUGAGAAGUACGUCGUGCAGUUCAUCAACCCGCUGUACCGCGCGACUAGCAAACUGGAGGAGCUACAAGCUCAGCAGGAGUAUCUGAUGUUGCAGAGACAGCAGAACCGCAACAAGAACCGUAAAAGCGGCUCCGCUCCGGAGCCUGUGACGCCGCCUGAGAGUGCGCUAUUGGCCCAAGAAGUGCUGCAGCUUCUCGAGCAGAAGCUAGGAGCUACGCCGUUCUUGGAGGCGUACUCGUUCGUUCAGAGGAAGAUGGCUGCACGUCGUGCUGCACGCAAGCUACAACGUCGCACCGAAGCCGUGUCGGAUCCGCAGCGUGCUGCUCAGCGACGCAUGCAGAAGAACGAGCAGAAACGCCGUACCAAGCAGAUGCGUAAGCGCAAACACGCUGUGCUCAAGGGCUCGACCUCUGCGGCAGUGCGUCCCACCAAGGUGCUUCGUCCUGGUGCCGAGUAAAUCCCAUUAGACAAAACUAGAUAGAGAUAAUUCCAUGUAUGUUUGAACUCCUU
Messenger RNA from Phytophthora nicotianae INRA-310, 9009 nucleotides. RefSeq lists its product as hypothetical. The coding region runs from base 50 to 8956 and encodes 2968 amino acids. Lineage: Eukaryota; Oomycota; Peronosporomycetes; Peronosporales; Peronosporaceae. Gene Ontology annotation, cellular component: small-subunit processome; 90S preribosome; nucleolus. The transcript has 2 exons. The record is from RefSeq and is a predicted model, not a curated record.